UGGAGUCCUAGUCUGGGGCACUGAAACCCAGCAUUAGUUAUACUUUCCAUCCCGACUUUAUCCCAGCAUUAAUGCUUGGAAGAAACUGAAUUGUGGGCGCUAAAUACUUUUAUUUUACAGGGUGUCAUUGCAACCAAAGUCAGGCAACAGAACACCUGCUACAUUUCCAUCAUGAACAGAAGCGAGAUGCCCCGCUUUGAUGACCUGGCCCGCCUGGCACAAGAGAGCAGGGUAAGGUUCCAAAGCAGUGGCAGGUUCCUGGCCAUAGACAUCACUGGGCCAUUUCUUCAUGUGCUUUUUCUUUCUGGACACCAUCAGGUUGUGUCUUGUGGCAGAGUUUCCUGUCUCUCAACAGUAAUGCAGAUUAGGAAUUUGUUGUAGGAAUGCUUUCCCAAAAGAAAGGGGCUGCAUUAUUCCCACCCCCACUUGCCUGGAGGAUGUUGAGCUCUGCAGCUCGCUGGGCAAAUCCGUUCUUUGUGGAGCUCUUCAGUGCUUUCUUUGCGCUGCCAUCUCACCUCAAGUUCCGUGCAUCUUGACUCCCUUAGAAUGAGCUCUGCCUUUGGAGCUCCUGUCAAGGCUUGCUAGUGGUCCCACAGGCCCCCUAGGGGAUUAAAAGAUGUCCCUAAAGGCAGCUGGGACUCAAACACCCAGCCCUGAGUCAUCAUUGCAGAGGAACAGGCCUAGCAGGAAUCACCUCUCUGCACUCAGCUUGCUGAAUGUUGGUUUUCAAUGUUCAGAACCUGAUUGGCGUUUUUGGAAGACCUACCAAGAAGAUCACCUUUGUCACCAAUGGAUUGGUCAACAACCUCAACUCCUAUGGAAUAGAAAUCGCGGCUAUGUGCAGCGGACUCACCACCUACAUGGCUUACGAAGUUCACACUUUCCAAGGACCCCAGGUGAAUCUGGAAUCAUGCAUUACCCUCGAUGUCCUGAGAGUUGUGGACCUGAAGUACUGCAUUGGCAAUGGCAGUGUCAAUUUCCCGACUCAGCAGAUUCCCAGCGGCAUCUUCAACAACACCCAAGUCAUCAUUGGGGGCCAGUCCCAAAUUGUGACCAUCAACAGGCAAUGGCGUGUGGCAAUCAUUGAGAGAAGGAACGUCACCGGGUCCUGGAAAACCAUCUGGAACUACAACACGGGUGUCAUUGCAACCAAAGUCACGCAACAAAACACCUGCUACAUUUCCAUCAUGAACAGAAGCGAGAUGCCCCGCUUUGAUAAUCUGGCUCACCUGGCACAAGAGAGCAGGAACCUGAUUGGCGUUUUUGGAAGACCUACCAAGAAGAUCACCUUUGUCACCAAUGGACUGGUCAACAACCUCUACUCCUACGGAAUAAACAUCGCGGCUAUGUGCAGUGGACUCACCACCUACCUGGCUUCCGAAGUUCACACUUUCCAAGGAUCCCAGGGGAAUCUGGGAUCCUGCAUUACCCUCGAUGUCCUGAGAGUUGUAGAGCUGCAGUACUGCAAUAGCAAUGGCAAUUGGAAUGGCAAUUGGAAUGGCAAUGGCAAUGGCAACUGGAAUGGCCAAUGGAAUGGCAAUUGGAAUGGCAACGGCAAUGGCAACUGGAAUGGCCAAUGGAAUGGCAUUGGCAAUGGCAACUGGAACAACAAUUGGAAUGGCAUCGGCAAUGGCAACUGGAACAACAACUGGAAUGGCAAUGGCAAUGACAACUGGAACAACAAUUGGAAUGGCAUCGGCAAUGACAACUGGAACAACAACUGGAAUGGGAAUGGCAACUGGAACAACAAUUGGAAUGGCAAUUGGAACGGCAAUGGCAAUUGGAAUGGAAAUUGGAAUGGCAAUUGGAACGGCAAUGGCAAUUGGAACGGCAAUUGGAAUGGCAAUUUCCCGACUCAGCAGAUUCCCAGCGGCAUCUUCAACAACACGCAAGUCAUCAUUGGGGGCCAGUCCCAAGUUGUGACCAUCAACAGGCAAUGGCGUGUGGCAGUCAUUGAGCAAAGGAGCUACAGCGGGUCCUGGAAAACCGUCUGGAACUACAACACGGGUGUCAUUGCAACCAAAGUCAGGCAACAGAACACCUGCUACAUUUCCAUCAUGAACAGAAGCGAGAUGCCCCGCUUUGAUGACCUGGCCCGCCUGGCACAAGAGAGCAGGAGUUUCCUGUCUCUCAACAGUAAUGCAGAUUAG
This is a messenger RNA of Vidua chalybeata, 2150 nucleotides long. RefSeq lists its product as uncharacterized. The transcript is spliced from 9 exons. Bases 717 to 2150 code for a protein of 477 amino acids. The record is from RefSeq and is a predicted model, not a curated record. NCBI's taxonomy places the organism in Eukaryota, Metazoa, Chordata, Aves, Passeriformes, Viduidae. Gene Ontology annotation, biological process: regulation of cell population proliferation.